Messenger RNA from Gorilla gorilla gorilla (western lowland gorilla), 3530 nucleotides. RefSeq names its product acid sensing ion channel subunit family member 4 (gene ASIC4). Gene Ontology annotation, biological process: sodium ion transmembrane transport. NCBI's taxonomy places the organism in Eukaryota, Metazoa, Chordata, Mammalia, Primates, Hominidae. The record is from RefSeq and is a predicted model, not a curated record. Gene Ontology annotation, molecular function: ligand-gated sodium channel activity. The coding region runs from base 252 to 2024 and encodes 590 amino acids. Gene Ontology annotation, cellular component: plasma membrane. The transcript has 6 exons.
AAAGUGGCAAAGAAUGAGCUGAGGACCCUGGGCACGGCACCCUUCCCUGGGUGGCCAGGAAGUGAGGAGAUCUGGGGACCCAGUGAGUGGCUAGGGUGCAGCAGGAGUUUGGGGGAUAGCCCCAGUCUUGGGAUCCCUGUCCUGGGCUGGGGACUGCCCCCUCCCCUGGCCUGGCUCCUGACGCCCGUGCUGCCGGUGAAACGCUGUUGACAUGUCCUGAAUUAUUAAGCACGGGGUGGGCUCCGGAGCACAUGCUGAGCGGAGCGGCUGGGGCUGCGCGGCGUGGCGGAGCAGCGCUCGCUCCCUCGCUCACUUGCUCGCUCGCAGGGACACACGCAGGGGCUGACAGCUGUGCUGGUGCUGAUAAGGGAAGCCACAAGGAGACGAUCGAGGAGAGAGACAAGCGGCAGCAGAGGCAGCAGCGGCAGAGGCAGCACCAGGGCUGCGGAGCUGCUGGGAGUGGGAGUGACUCCCCCACCUCGGGCCCCCACCCUGUCCCUGUCCUCUUCCUGCUUGCCCUGAGUUUAGAAGAGCAGCCGCUGCCACCACCGCCACUCGGGAGGGCACCAGGGCUGCUGGCUAGGGAGGGACAGGGCAGGGAGGCUCUGGCCAGUCCCAGCAGCCGGGGACAGAUGCCGAUCGAGAUUGUGUGCAAAAUCAAAUUUGCUGAGGAGGAUGCGAAACCCAAGGAGAAGGAGGCAGGGGAUGAGCAGAGCCUCCUCGGGGCUGCUGCCCCUGGAGCAGCCCCCCGAGACCUGGCCACCUUUGCCAGCACCAGCACCCUGCAUGGACUGGGCCGGGCCUGUGGCCCAGGCACCCACGGACUGCGCAGAACCCUGUGGGCACUGGCCCUACUCACCUCGCUGGCUGCCUUCCUGUACCAGGCGGCUGGCCUGGCCCGGGGCUACCUGACCCGGCCUCACCUGGUGGCAAUGGACCCCGCUGCCCCAGCCCCAGUGGCGGGCUUCCCGGCUGUCACCCUCUGCAAUAUCAACCGCUUCCGGCAUUCGGCACUCAGCGAUGCCGACAUCUUCCACCUGGCCAAUCUGACAGGGCUGCCCCCCAAAGACCGGGAUGGGCACCGUGCGGCUGGCCUGCGCUACCCAGAGCCUGACAUGGUAGACAUCCUCAACCGCACUGGCCACCAGCUCGCCGACAUGCUUAAGAGCUGCAACUUCAGUGGGCAUCACUGCUCCGCCAGCAACUUCUCUGUGGUCUAUACUCGCUAUGGGAAGUGUUACACCUUCAACGCGGACCCGCGGAGCUCGCUGCCCAGCCGGGCAGGGGGCAUGGGCAGUGGCCUGGAGAUCAUGCUGGACAUCCAGCAGGAGGAGUACCUGCCCAUCUGGAGGGAGACAAAUGAGACGUCGUUUGAGGCAGGUAUUCGGGUGCAAAUCCACAGCCAGGAGGAGCCGCCCUACAUCCACCAGCUGGGGUUCGGGGUGUCCCCAGGCUUCCAGACCUUUGUGUCCUGCCAGGAACAGCGGCUGACCUACCUGCCCCAGCCCUGGGGCAACUGCCGUGCAGAGAGUGAGCUCAGGGAGCCUGAGCUUCAGGGCUACUCGGCCUACAGUGUGUCUGCCUGCCGGCUGCGCUGUGAAAAGGAGGCCGUGCUUCAGCGCUGCCACUGCCGGAUGGUGCACAUGCCAGGCAAUGAGACCAUCUGCCCACCAAAUAUCUACAUCGAGUGUGCCGACCACACACUGGGAAAAAUGCAUUGCUGGCUAUCGGUGUGGGUAAGGCAAACCCCAUCUGUCCACAGAUCUUGCCUGAUCUGCAGUUCAUCCAUCUAUCCAUCCAUUCAUCGAUUCGUGCAUUCUCCAGACCUUUACAGCCUGUGCUGGGUACUGGAGGUGAGAGUGGGGGCGACAGCCCUGCCCUUGGAGAGCUUACACCCCGGCAGGGCUGUGGACAGCCAUUCCCACACAGCCCGUCAACUCCUGGAGAGGGGAGCCUCGGGUGUGCUGCAAGGCCCCAAGGAGGGGUGUGCAGCCCUAGCCUGGGAAGGUAGGGAGGAUUCCUAGAGGAAGGGACACAUUAGCUGAGGCUUGAUGGGUGUGUAAGAGUCAGGUGCAAAGGGGGACAUACACUGAAGACCUGUGCCCAGAAAGAGCAUGCUGUGUCCGGGGCACUGAAAGAUCUGUGUGGCUGCAGGGCAGAGAACAGGGGAGGGAGUAGAAAGAGUGGAGGAGGGAGGCCAGGCACGGUGGCUCACAAGUGUAGACCCAGCACUUUGGGAGGCCAGGGUCUGUGGAUCACUUGAGCCCAGUAGUUCAAGACCAGCCUGGGCAACAUGGUGAGACCCUGUCUCUGCAAAAAAUAAAAAAGUGAACUGGGUGUGGUGGUGCACAUCUAUAGUCCCACCUAUUCGGGAGGCUGAGGCAAGAGGAUAGGCUUCAGCCUGGGAGGUCGAGGCUGCGGUGAGCUGAGAUCACACCAUUGCACUCUAGUCUGAGCUACAGAGUUACCCUGUCUCAAAAAAAAAAAAAAAAAAAAAAAAGAGGAGGGAGGCUCUAGGAAGCCAACAAAGGCCUCUGGCAAGGCAGGAAUGCCAGGUGAGUCCAAUGAGAUAGGAGGGGAGGAGACUCAAAGCCAGGGACUGGCCGAGCUGGCUGCAGUAAUCCAGACACCUGGGGCCUUGGGGCUGGGUUUGAGACACUGGGCAGCCACACACACAUCCAGCCCUUCUCUGUCCCCCACACCACCUGCAUCUGUCACAGGGGUGAUUGGAGGUGUUUAGUGAAGGAACAGAUAUGUGAUCAGGAGUAAGGCGCCUGCAAGGCACAGUGGGAGACCACAGAGCUAGCAACAUGGGGAGCCUUCAUUCCCACCAGGCCUGCAGGAGGAGAGAGAGACCUGUGGCUGUCCAAGAGGGCUGACUGACAGCAGCAUGGCUGGAGGAGCACAGCCUCUGCCACCUAUGGCCUGGCAGUGAGGAAGCCAGGCGGGAGAAAUACCCUGGCAUCUCUUCCCUCUCACCUUCUGUUUCUGCUGGGGCCUCCUGUUGGCCAAACUCAACCCAAAGCCAGAGGACAAGGGAGUUUAGUUGAUGCAUCUAGGGGAGAUCAGCCUCAUAGGGUGCAGAGCAAGGUUGAAGAGUGGAGAGUGGAUCUGAAGGUACAGGCAGAGAAAGCCCAGCACAUUGAUCCUGGGAAGCUUGUCGGUCUAUUUGUUCUUCCGUUCGCCCAUCCGUCGAUCUGGCCAUCUGCCAUCCAUCCAUCCAUCCAUCCAUCCAUCCAUCCAUCCAUCCAUCCAUGCAUGCAUGCAUCCCAGCAUCCUCUCCACACCUCCUUGUGUGUCUGAGGCCUCACAUAGUUGAUUAGCUCUGGAGGAUGGGCUCUGUUCUCCCUCUGGGCCACGAGGACCACCCCCAGUCCCAGGGGGUUGGGAGGGUGCUGGGGGAUUCUGCUUAUAUCUGCUCUCUGGAGCAGUCUGAAGCUGGUUCAGGCGGGGACCUGCAGCCAGUCCCCUCUAGGAAGCACUGGGGCUGGCCAGUAAAGGCCCUCAGUGUGGGUGUGCUUGCCUCAGGA